UGCCAUUAGACCAUUUCUCCCUCAGCGGUAUGGCAGGCUCUCUGUGCAGGCUGUGCCAUGUCCCUCCUAAGGCUGCUUCAAAAGCAACCAAGGAGCGUGGGGAAUGGGGCAGUAAAAAGGAGUUCAUCCUGUCUGUGGCUGGCGCUAUUAUUGGACUUGGAAAUGUGUGGAGAUUUCCAUAUCUUUGCUACAAGAAUGGCGGUGGUGCUUUCUUUAUUCCUUACAUCCUAUUCCUUGCGGCCUGCGGCAUCCCUCUGUUUGUACUGGAGGUAUCGCUGGGCCAGUACACCAGUCAGGGAGGAAUCAUGUGCUGGAGAAAGGUCUGCCCUUUGUUUGAAGGCCUGGGAUACGCCAGCCAAAUGAUCAUUUUCUAUGGAUGUAUCAGCUACAUUGUGAUCUUAGCCUGGGCUUUUCUCUAUUUCUUUUCUUCCUUCUCUGGCGAGCUGCCAUGGGCCACCUGUAAUAACACAUGGAAUACAGAUUCUUGUGUGAUAUUGAACAACUAUAAUACCACUGCUAACUGGACCUCGCCUGUGAAUGCGUCAUCAUCUGUAAUAGAGUUUUGGCAACGACGGGUGCUAAAUAUAUCCACUGGCAUAGAGGCCUUGGGAAGCAUACAGUGGGAACUUUCUUUGUGCCUUCUCCUGGCCUGGAUCAUCUGCUACUUCUGUGUCUGGAAGGGAGUGAGAUCCACAGGGAAGGCUAGCUACUUCACAGCCACAUUCCCCUACAUCAUGUUGUUGGUGCUGUUCCUCAGAGGAAUGACCCUUCCUGGAGCCUUUCUUGGUAUCAAGUACUACCUGUACCCCAAUCCUGCACGGCUCACUGACCCACAGGUUUGGAUGGAUGCGGGAACCCAAAUAUUUUAUUCUUAUGCCAUAUGUCUGGGAUGCCUGACUACGCUUGGGAGCUUCAACAAGUACAACAACAACUGUUACAGAGACUCCUUCUAUCUUUGCUUGCUGAACAGCGGGACCAGCUUUGUAUCCGGCUUCGCCAUCUUCUCAGUUCUGGGCUACAUGUCACAUAAACAGGGUGUUGACAUUUCUUCAGUUGCUGAGUCAGGCCCUGGCCUUGUGUUUAUAGUCUACCCGCAAGCUGUGACCCUUCUGCCCUGUCCUCAAGUUUGGUCCGUGUGCUUCUUCACCAUGAUCAUCUUGUUAGGAAUAGACGGACAGUUUGUUGGCCUUGAAAGCAUCAUGACCUCUCUGUCAGAUGUCUACCCUUCCCAGAUCCGAAAAGGAUAUCGCAGAGAGCUUUGUCUGAUGCUGAUCUGUGCUAUUAGCUAUAUGUUUGGCCUCUUCUUGGUGUCACAGGCAGGCGCAUAUAUUCUGCAGAUCUUUGAUCACUAUGUAUGCAGUGGUCCCGCUCUUCUCCUGAUGGCAAUCUUUCAGUCAGUGGUUAUUGGAUGGAUUUAUGGUGCUGAACGCUUCUUGGACAACAUUGAGGACAUGAUUGGGUACAAACCUCUGUCACUGAUCAAGUACUGCUGGAUGUAUGGCACCCCUCUUGUUUGCAGUGCCACUCUUGUGUUUUUGCUGCUGAGAUACACCCCUUUGAGGUUCAACAACUCCUAUGUGUAUCCUUCGUGGGCGUACUGGAUCGGCUGGUUUCUGGCCAGUUCUUCUCUUACAAUGGUUCCACUGACCAUGCUCUGCAAACUGGCCAAAGGAAAAGGGACUCUCUGGCAGCGUCUCAAGAAAAGCUCCCAACCGGCAGAGGACCUUCCAGUGAUGGCAAAGGAAAUUGCGAGAAUCAACGCCUCACUGCGUGUCCCUGGUAAUGGACAAAAUGUGUAAUGAAAUGCCA
This is a messenger RNA of Epinephelus moara (kelp grouper), 1809 nucleotides long. RefSeq names its product solute carrier family 6 member 11a (gene slc6a11a). Gene Ontology annotation, biological process: sodium ion transmembrane transport. Bases 30 to 1799 code for a protein of 589 amino acids. Lineage: Eukaryota; Metazoa; Chordata; Actinopteri; Perciformes; Serranidae. The transcript is spliced from 14 exons. The record is from RefSeq and is a predicted model, not a curated record. Gene Ontology annotation, cellular component: membrane.